GAAAGCAAGCCAAGCUGGGAACCACCCAAACCAGGAGGUAAUUUAUAAUUCACUAAAUCCUGGUAUAGGUGGUUUCCAGCCUGGCUUAGAAUCAAGUUAGUUCUUGGGGAAGUUUUUGAUCCAAAAUUUUGAGUGGGAUUGAAAAGCUUGGGAGCCAAUUGGUACCAAAGCGGACCAAGGGACAGGCCACCUAGUUUCUUGCAGCGACGUUAAUACUAAAAAUGCCUGAAUUGAAACCCUUCAACCAACGUUAAUACGAAGAUCUACAUCAGCAGUGGUUAGCAGUACCCAGUCUAAAUUUCAUGUUAGAUAAAAACUAAAAACGAUUAACGAGCCUAGUUAUUACUAUACAUACCGCAAGGAAUAAUGGCUUUUAUUACAAAGUUAUUUAUGCGUACGACGUCUCACUAGUUCAAGAUAGAUAAGCCGGAUAAUCAGACGCUAGUAAAGACUAAAAUUGUUGAAAAUAGCAUUACAUGCAUAAGGCCUUUAUUUUACUUGUUCACUUUCAACCCCACCCUCCCAGGGUUCUCAGGGAAGGAGGGAGAGAUUUUACUUUUGUUUUACUUAGUGAAGGAAAAUGCAAAACAAGGCCAGCCCUGAGUUCUUUGAAACCCGGAUACCUUAAACCCGCUCUCAGUGUAAAGAUUUGUUAUUAGAAUCUAUAUUUGCGCAAAAAAAAAGAAAAAAGAAAAGCCUUGCGAAAACAAAUGUAACUCAAUCGAUGACCAAGUUUUCUUUAAUUGUGCACUUGCUCCCACUGUUGCAGUUUUUCAUUAGUGUCCUCUAACUUUUAUUACCCCUUCAAGCCUUACUACUCAUGUAUGUUUCUAUUUAAUGCUGUUUUGUUUCUCUACUUGUGGUACAGCUAAAUUCGCCUGGAGGAAAAAAGGCAAGCUCGGAGCAACCUAUCUGUGUGUCACUAAAAACACUCGGUUGCGCGCGCAAAUUUGUCAACAUACAUUUAAAAUUUAACUGUGACAUUCGCGCGCAUCUUUACUCCUAACUGUGUUCACCAAACUUUUCUGAAAUACAGUUAAAAUAGCCUGAAGUAAUCCUUUCCAUUUGUUAAAUUGGUUGUAAAUCUGGGUGACAUUCAUAAACGUUUGCUUUAAUAAUGAAAAGAAGACGAGAGAGCGAGCGCGCAUUUUUGGAGUAUGCCAUACAUGUUAAUUCGAAGCCUUUAUGACGUCGAGUAAUUCGUGAGUGUAGUAACUCGACGGAGCCUUUUUGUACGACUGAGUUGUAUUUAUAUUUGGAGUCGUAAUUUGCGAUUUUUGAGGAUAUAAGUUUCACCGAAAACGGGAACAAUGGCUUCUAUAAGUGAAGGUAUAAGUAGCUAUAUAAUUAUACAAUUUUGGUCGAUAAACUCUUUCAUAAUCUUUUCUUGUAAGUCUUGCUAGCAAUAAUGAUAUUUUCAUUUACUAACAUUUGUCUUUCUUUCCACAGCUUUUCAUGUUCAACCUGGAGAGGUUAAUCCAUACUGGGAGCCACCUCCUUUACCAAAAGGUACGCUUUUUUGUUGGCUAAAAAAUAUAUUUCUCUCAGCGAAUUCCAAGUUUUUGUGCGAAUUUGCUGGUCUAAAACGUUAGCUAUCCUUAGGGGGAGGGGAACAAUAAACAUUUAUUACAAGAGAAUUAUGAAUAGAGGAAAUAAAUAGUAAGAGCCUUAAAUAUGGUAACAUAUUUGGUGGUUGUUCUUUCGUCUUUUAAAAUUGUUUUCACUCCUUGGAUUUGAGGAGAAGUCUAUCGCGUCCUCGAGGUUGCGCGCGCAACGUUUUAAUGAAAUUCUUUUUCAUUUGCCUUCUUGUCGUAAUACCAUUUUUCAAAGGAAAACAUUUCCAAAGAUAAAGAACAGUUUCGCCAAAAAAGUCUGAAAAAAUUGAAUUUUCAUGGCACUCUUUGUUCCUAAAAUGUUGAACUGAUUUUAUUCUGACAGUAUAUUUAUAAUUAAGUGUAAAUGUUUCCCCACAUCUUUUACAUGUAGGUGAUCAGAACGGUUGACGGUAAAGACUUAGGCUCCAGUCAUUAUAACUUAUUAACUAUGUUAAUUUUUUUGCCACAGCUCUUCAGAAAAAGAUUGAUGAAAAGAAUUUCGCUAAGAAGCCGGAUCAUAAAGAAGGUAGUUUGAAGCAAGUUUUUAUUUUCGUCGUUUUUUCCUAUGGAUUCUCCAUCUAGCGAUUAAUCUUUAUUUGUAUAUCAUCAAUUAAUGUGAUUGCGCUUUUCCCCACAAAGCUGUUCAGAGAGUGAGGCUUGGCAAAAUCUAAAAUUACAAAGUUCUUUUUCAAAGUAUUUUCAUUUUUUUGUGGGGAGGGGAGGGUUAAUUGUUGUUGCUCUCGACUUAAAUUUGCCGCCUUAAAUAAUUCAGAGAAUCCUGACGAUCGAACAAGUCAACCAUGAAAUGUAUUUCCUACUAAUCAUGCCGGCUUGUUUCUCGAUUUCUUCCGUAGAUUCUGAGCUUAACAUUUAUGCUCAAAUAACUCGACAACGGACCGACCUUAUUAGACCAAAAGGUACUUACUGUCGACUACCUUGUAAUCCUUUGCUGCGCAUAGAUUUUGUUAAAUAUAUAUUUUCUUCGAGUUUUGUUUCAGUAGCACUACCUUAUUGGUCUUAAAAUUUCAGCAUUUGACCAUAAAAUAUACUAUAAACUCUAGCUGAAGCUUAUAUGAGAGUAACGAAACACAUUACAAAUGAAUCGGUAACCGUAACGUUAUCAGUCCAUGCCAAUCACAUUAUUAACAAGUAUGAGUUGUGAUCGCCAGACCGUUUUAUCUGCAACUUUUCGAUUGUUUUUUAUCAGUUACAAUUUUACCUAAAAUAUUUCCAAUGAUCCGUUAGAUCUAGUAUAGUAUUUGUUCACCACUGCAUGUUCUCACUCUUGGUUAAUUGAUAUUUGUAUAACGGCAUAUAUAUUUUUUCUACAGCUAUAAGGCUUAAACCUGGCGAUAAAAAUCCGUUGCUAUGGGAAACGAACGGCGUUAAACCGCCAGGUAACGUUUCCUGAGUUUCUUCUGAAGCUGUUUUUUAAUUUACUUCUCCCCUUCACUUGUUUUCUUGUAAAAAAAUAUUUCUCAUUGGAAAAUAUUAUUCACCUUAAGGCCUAGGCGUUUUGGUUUUAUCUUCAGUUAAUCAGAUUGAAAAUGAUGGAAGAGAUCCUUACUGGAACCCGCAAGGAGAAAUCCCGUUCGGUUACUACGGCGUUCAGGUAAUUGAUUAUUUGUAAAAGGAAAACCCUGUCCGUUAACAAUGAAGUCUGUUCCCAGGGUUCUCUCCUCUCCCUUAGAACAGUGGGGCCGAGCUUGGUUGGUAGAAAGUAAGUUGGGAUAGCCUUUUAAAUGUUGUUCCUUGCUCUGAGCUAAGGAAAGCCAUUUCUUGGAUCUUGAAUCUUUUAUUAUUCUCUCAGUUAGUAGAUAGAGUCAAAGUGGUCUUUUUGUAAGCAAAAUCAAGGAAAUCCGGCAUACUGAAAUUUGACUGCAAACUUAGUUCAAAGGCAAAAGACCUUUCACUCCCUGCAAAAUUAUCAAACUUAUUAUUUUAAGAAGACAUAAACUGAGACUAUUACAUGGCUGACAGUAGGGUAUUAUAAAAGUUAAAAUAUUUUUCUUUCCAGCCCGUUCCUGUUCAGUACCAACAGUUCCCGUAUAAUCCUGCAGUUCAGCAAGGUUGGGCUGGCGGAAUUCAACUGCAGCCAGGUCAUGCCCCAUUUAUGUAAGUUUUUACUUUUUACGCACCUAUCCACAAGCCUUUUAUGCAAAUAUGACGUCCACGUUCUGCUGUUGUCAGGUAAACAUUCAUAGUAAAUCUAUGAAAUUGGCUCAGACAGAAUCAAAUUGUCCACAUAAAUAAUGCUAUCAUCAGUUUUCAUGUUAGCUCCAUAUUAUUUUGUCCCACAGUCAACCAUACUGGACUACGACUGCAGCACAACAACAAUAUGCAGCUCAACAGCAAUUUGCCGCAAUGCAAGCUCAGCAAUAUGCAACACAGCAUCAGCAAGUUGCGACACAGCAUCAGCAAGUUGCGACACAGCAGCAGCAAGUUGCGACAGAACAGCAGAACGAUGCAACACAGCAGCGGAAAGUUACCACAAAACAUCAGCAAGGUCCGAAACAACAACAAGAUGAGGAAAAGAAACAAGAAGAAAAGACUUGCACCACCAAGACUAUUGAAAAACGUCUCGAGUAGGUUUUAGUUUGUAGGUGACAAUUCCUGCUGGCGAAUUUAUUUGUCUUAACGUUAGCGGCGUUUAUAACUGCUUGAAGUGUCAAUGCAGUUACAUGUAUACAUUUUACCUGAACUUGGCAAAGAUAACCGGCACAGCAUUUUUAUUAAACAAAUAUCUCAGUUCUUUUAAUCAUUUGUGCAAUACUUGAUAAGCAUACAUUUGAUUGUAGGCUCCUUUUCUGGCUAUUUAAGAGAGCUUCAUUUGACUGAUCCGAUGAAAGCAAUUUCUUCUUUAGCAUGCGUGGGGUGAAACCGAACGCGUGCGCAGAAACGGUAGCAAUCUCGUCACUAAUGCCCUCGGAUCUUACGGCUAGCCUGUACACAGACACUCUAUUUUCUCUUCAAAAUCCGUCGAGCGCGGGUGAUAAAAUAUAAACGGCAGGGGAUUUAUUGACCGCUAGCGCAAGGGGGUAGUGGUGUUUCUUUCUCGCGCUCCGCGCUCGUUUUCACGCGCUCAUUCGCCGAUGUUUUAGAGAAGAACGAAAAGAAAAAUAAAACAACGUCUGUGUAGAGGCUAAUGGCUAGAUAGGGGGUCCCCAAUACAGUGUUUUCACUCACGUGGCCAGCAUCUUUGGAAAUUUAUGGAAACAAAGGAAAGCCUUUGCAUAAGAAAGGAAUUCAACUCCCACAGGACUGGUUUGGGACACCAACAUGGCCGCCGUUUCAUUCUUUUGGGACACCAAUAUGGCCGCCGUGACGUCAUGUGAAAACACUCUAGGUUUUUCGGGAUCCGAUAGUUCCCUUAUUUGAAGCUCGGGAUUCGAGGUUUUAAAACACAAUCGAACGAGAUUCGGGAUUUUAAGUAUGCACCUCAGUUAGAAUGCCCGAAUGACCCGCGGAAUUACGGGAUUAAAGAACCCUAAUGGGAACUUUCGUAUAUAACCAAGGCUAAAGUAUUUGCUCUGUUUUUUACACAGAGAAAUGAAACAAACUCUGGAUAAAGAAAGAGAGGAAUUCUCCCUGAAAUUGAAACGACAAUCAAGAAGAGUCAGUGAUCUUGAAAUCAAAGACAAACAACAACAAAAUGAGGUAGGAUAGGAGUCAAGGACAAUUGUGAUAAAUAGAGAACCCACAAAAGUCUUCUGACAGGGUGUCCUGAGAGAAGUAGAUGAUACCGCUGUUUUUAUGUCAAUUAUGUGAUAAACUAAGGGAUUUUUAGACAUAUUCAAAUUCUCCUGUGGAGUUAGGAAGAAGAUAUCAAACAAACAAAAAAAAAGUUCUGUUGGCAGGCCGGUUGUACUGUAUCAGUUCUUCUUUUACUGUAACUAAUAUAGACUUGAAAAAGAAGCCAGAAUUGACGGGUAAUCAGUUUCUCCUCAAUGGGAAAACCUUGAGUAAGCAACAGGCAGAAAGCAGUGCUCGGAAAUACUUGUUUGCCGUUUGUUAUGACUUUUCAUGUACAAGGAUAAUAAUUAGUUCAGUAAUAACUAGAUAUAUUUCGUAUACAAUUUACGCAGAUCAAGGAACAGACAAAAGCAAGAGAGAUUGCGCAGGACAUGUAAGAACAUUUUUAAUACCGUAGACUAUUUCGAUUCAGGGGUCAGGGGCGGAUCGUGGAUCCAGGAAUUUUUAAUUGGGAAAGGAGGGGGAGUGGUUCAGAAAGGCCUGUUAAACUUUUUUGUGGCAAAUUACUUCUCACAGAGACGACCACGUGUUUCUCAACCUGUGAACGCCGGUCGCCAUUGGCGCCGCAAGUACUGCUUUGCGAGCAGAAGCGAACAGAUCAGAUCAUAGGAGGGUAGACAAAAAACAAUUACAUUUUUAAAUCGCUGUGGUUAUGGCGCGUUCAUGAAAAAACGGUGAUAUACGAUUCUGUCGAUGAAGAACUGCAGCUCUAAAAAAGCGUCAGGUCUGAGGGGGGUUCUGACCCCCAAGGCCCUCCCCCUGGAUCCGCCACUGGUGGUGGAAAAUAUUUAAUGUAUGAUCAUGUCCAAGAAUCUCCCUGCUGACAUCAGGGAUAUUUUUAUUUUCCUUGUAAAUUCAAGGUGGAAGAAAAUUGAGGAGGAGAAGAAUGCCUUGGAUGCCAUGAAGCAAUCAUUGGAGAAGGAAGGCGGCAAGAUAAACCGGGUUCUCUUGGUAUGACUUUUUUCUUAUUCCUUAAAACGUUAACAAAUUUGUAGUCUCCCUUGCAGCCGUUUUUACUGUCGUGACGCAUGACGCUCCUCCCCCACAAACGACUACCAGCUUUGAGGCAUCGAUUGAUUAAACGAAAGUUUCAAGCUAAUUUAAAGUUUAUUCAUUUCUUAGAAAACAGAACGUGACCUUUCGAAAGCACAGGAGAGGAUCCUUAAUUUGGAAGCUGAUAAUGAAGCACAAAGAAGAAAGCUCGAGAAAUUCACAGAUGAAUUAUCUCAGGAAUUUUCCGCACUUCGCGCCACUUAUAACGAGGUAAGUGGAAUUUAUGGGACACCUCUCCAGAACACACGCCUAAAAGGCACCAAAAGUUUGUAAAGGACAGCUCUUGUAUUUAUUGGCUUACACUGUAUACAUGUACUUCUGAUUUUGUGUCUUUUGUUUUCUUUCUGCGAUGCAAAGUUACAAGAAAGGCUGCGAGUUGAAGAACUGUAAGUGCUUUAUCUCUUUUACUUUUAGAAAUUGUAUUAACUGAAUAAAUCUGAACAAAUUGAACAAAUUUUCAGAAUUACCUUCAUUUUCUGUUGUGAAGCUGCAAUGAAGGCUUUUAUGAAACGACAUAGAAAGAGGCCAUUAAAAGCAUUUAAAUAAAAAAGGGAAAAAAUAACAAAAUUGAUUCCAGGAAAAACUAAAAAUCUGUUGUAUUCUAUAGGGAUAAAAAUAAGUGACAAGGACCUGGCGAACGUCUUUGAUCUUGAGUAAAUUAUAACUCACAUCCCAUGUGGUUUAUUGGUUUUUACAGUAGAUAGAUACCUACUCCCAGUCGGUACCUAAGCUUUAGCAACGGCACCACAAUAACUGAUUAUUUCUUUAAAUUGUUUUAUUUUAGCACCGCUUCACAGACCAUACAUGGACUGAAAGAUGAGGUACCUUGUCUGUAGCUUGAACGCACUGAAUAUAGGUUCUUUUUUACAAAAAAUUGAAAACAGUUUUGAAAGCGUACAUUAGCAUACAUUAGCAUUAGACAAAGCAGAAGAAUUUUGGAAUCGCGGCGGGAUUAACUCAGGCGGUAGAGCGUUUGCCGAUCUGAGCUGCAGAGCGGGUUGUUCCCGGUCCCGGACCAGUACUCAGGGUCGUAAAUUAACUUAGAAAUGAAGGCUGGAACUUUGCGUGGUUCGGACGAUCACGGCGACGGCGGCGGUCCCGUCUCCAGGAGAAGACGUAAAAAUAGUUUCCCCAAUGAGUACUUUUGUGCUAAAUACAUUGACAGUCAUGUAACGCGCAUUUUUAUUGUUAUUCUUUUCGUCUUUGCAGUUUAGUAUGAAAUGCUAACGAAAGAUUUUCAAACUUGCAGGUCGCUUAUUUCAAAUCAUCUUAUCAGAAAACCACCGAGGAGUAAGUAAAACAUUCUUAGGUAGAAUAAAUCCUCGAGGUUUCUUUUUCGGCAUAACACGGGCCAUCGGCGCAAGAAAUGUGCCUGCAUGCGGAAAGUAUUUCGAUCUUGAAGUUGAGUUCAAAUUUCUCGACAAUGCAAGUUUGUAAUAACAAAGAUCCGUUUGUAUAGUUUUGACGGUUGUUUUCGAUACUAUACUGAAUCUUCGCAGAAUCAAAGACUAAUGAUAUGUUGCUUCGCCCGUUAAGCUUUGAUUUAUGUGGAGUCAGGAGGUUUUGGCAUUGCCUUUUUAAUCUCGUUGGCCGCGAAGCUGACCAAAAGCAUCGAAGCUUUGAGAACGAAAACGCAACAAUAAUAUAAACAACAAUAAUAUGAUAAUAGUAUAUCUAGCAGGCUUUACGAGGUUAAUUCGAGGUUUAUGUAUGUACAUGGCACUCUAUUUUACUGUCAUUUGACGAUUGCAUACUUAUUGUAUUUAUGGUAACAUUUUGUGACGAUUCUUUUGUAACGGUUUUCAUCCAGAAUAAAGAAGACCCACGGUUGUACACGGUCGAAAAAAAGUUGUUCUGAAGAAUUCUUAUCAUUUUUAUAACAUACGUGAUGCACGUUCUGUCUUUCUAAAUAGUAUGUUAUAAUAAAUAACAAUAUGUUGUUUGUAUUUUAUUUCAGUUUAGGCAUUGCUAAUCAAGAGCAACGUUCCUUGGCCCAGCGGUGUGAGUUGUGGAAGAAAAGCUCUCACGAAAAGGAUUUGGUUUGUGAACGUGCAGAGAAAGACAAAGCUGUUCUGUCUGAGAAGAUUCAGGUGAGAAGAAUAAUAACUACUUGAUUUUUUAAGUGGAAAAGUAUAGCUUUCAUUUAUGACCUUAAAUACAUCUCUCGAAAGACUGGAAGCUAGUCAGAUUGGUUUGCUCAACUCAGUCGGAAGGCCUUUCUUCUAAGGCCUCUAAAAAUUUUUAAGAGUUGACUACAGAUAGAUAUACCAUUUGAAAUCUACGUUAACGAAGUUCUGGCAAUCUUUAAUGCGACAGCUUUUCUUUGAAUUGUCAGAGAUGAAGGAUAAAAAGUACCCGAACAAAGUAUGAAUAGACUUAAUCAGUUACCGUGACAAUAUUUGGUUAGAAGGACAAAGGUCAAAAGAGAAUGCUAUUCUAUUAUUGUAAAUGGAUAUUUGACCAAUCAGAGCGCGCUUUACCUUAUAUUGAAAUUAAUUGAUACUUAUUAUUAAUUUUUCAUACUUAAAUAGUGAAUUCGAAAAAAACAAAAAAAACAAAAAACAAAAAAACAACAACAGUGUUGUACGUUUUCCUUUUCUUUUUUUGAUGGCAUUGUGAAUGUUUGUAUGUUAUUUGUGUUCUUUUUGUGGUUGUAAUAUAAAAAUAUAGUGUACAUAGCCGUCGAAAUUUGUUUGGAUACUUUGUGUUUUGUAGUGUUUUUAAAUUUAUUUGUUACGUUUUUAUUUGCAUUCACUAUUUAAGUAUGAAAAAUUAAUAAUUUAAAAUGUGAAAAUAAUUGAAACUUACUUCUUCUUCGCAUAGAGGGUACCAGCGAUGCACAAACGGAGGAUGACCUCUCCAUGAAAUAGAGAACAUUUUUUAAAAAAGUUUAUUUUUGACACGAACCUCGAUUGUGAUCCUAACUUAAUCCCUUCUCUUUUGUUUUAUACUUUAGUCUGAGAAGGCAGCAAAGAUUGAACUGCAAGAGUAAGUAACUCCCUUGUCAUCCUUGGCCGCGAUCAAAUACGGUCUACAGCAACUUUAGAAAUUUUUUAAUUUAGACCUAUGGUCUGAGCUAAGAGUGCAUGUUUUAAAAUAAAGUUAUUGUCCUUUAGCCCAAGUUACAUCCAGGAUCAAAAUGGGCCACACAUGCACUUCUGGCUUUUUCUUAAACUUUUUGUGCAGUUAGGCAAACGUUUCACGAUGAAAAUUUCAAAAGCGGCAGAACAAGCUACUUGUUAUUAAGCCAAAAAAUAAAAAUGACGAUUCUAGUAUUUCUAACACUCGAUAAAAAGGCUGAACCUUACCAGCGAAGGCCUGUAGGAGUCGUAAUUACAAGGCCAGAGGUUUAUGAUGUUUAGUGAAACCAGCGUUUCGAAGUGAGUUUGUCGGAUUGGUAAUCAAAGUCGGAAGAGCUAAAUCAAUCAAUAUAUGGCAGCAAAAUUAAUGGUAACUAAUAUUUUGCAUAUAUUGACUGAUUUAUUCUUUCGCUAGCUGAAAAAUGUUGACAUGAACGGACGGACAAGGUAGAAGUGUUGAUUUUUAUAAAGAAAUUGGCUUAUACUUUCGCGAACAUAACAGUCCGAAAUUCCGAAAUAGUUACAUGCCUUCGCUACCCAGAUGUUACAGGUCUGUAAGUUUGACCGUUAGGGAUCUGGGUGCGAGAUGUUUCAAGACGAGUCCAAGUCUAAGGGUAACAUGUAGGUAGGCAUAUUAUUUAUUUAUUUAUUCGUUUAUUUUUUUUUCUGUUUAACCUCUGUCGUUUUCAGAAAUAACAAGACCCUCAGGGUAGAAUUAGCUGCAUUCAAGAAGCAAAACGUUCUGCUUAUGCAAGAAGUUGAACUUCUCAAAGAACAGGUGGGUAAAUAAAAAAUUGGAAUUUGUCUUUAAUUGUUUUUUGGAAAGAUUUUUUUCCGGAGAAUUUUUCCAGUUUAACAUUAUCUUAUGAUGUACGGAUUGAGUUUAGUAAGUUUUUACAGACAUAGUCCGAUACAUUUAAAAAUUAUUGAUUAAAGCUGUUCUCUCCUUUUCAGAAUUACAAUCUGCGAUAUUAUGGUGGAGUAAUUGGAAAAUUCCGAAGGAUGAAACGCUUCAUCGUAAAUACUUUUCGACGAUUUUCAUCAUAACAAGCUAUAUUUUGGAUAGGGUGUAGGGGGGAGGGGGAGCUUACAAGCUAUAUUUUGGAUAGGGUGUGGGGGGGGGGAGGAGGGAGUUACAAGCUACAUUUUAGAUAGGGUGUGGGGGGAGGGGGAAGGGAAAAAACUAUUUUUGUGACUGAAACCUUAGUUAAAUCUGCUCAGAAAAAUGGAGAUGACUGAUUUGUUUAAAAACUCGCAUUUAGCAGUAACUGGUUUAAAAACUGUGCAACAACUGCUAUCGUAAACUUACAACCUAUAUUUUAGAUAGGGUGGGGUGGGUUUUUUUGGGGGGGAAGCAAGAGGGUAACGAUAUUCUUGUGACUGAAAACGUACCAUAGAUAAAUCUACCGAGACGAAUGAAAUUGAUUGAUCUGUGUAAAAAAAACUGCUAUUUACUGCUAUUAGAUCCUGUCUAACGAUUUUCAUCAUAAGUUUACCAGCUAUGUUUGGGACAGGGUGGGGGAUGGCAAAAGAGAAAAGAUAUUCUUGUGACGGAAAUCUUUCUUUUGAUACAUCUGCUGGGAAAAGUGACAAUAACUGAUCUGUCUUAUCUUUCUCAAUAACUACUGAAGAUAAGUUGUCUAAAAGGGACAAGGUCACGGUAUUUUAGAGAUCUGUAAAUGUGCAUAUUCUUAAAUUUCAAAUCCAUCAAAGAAACUCCCAACUGUUGUACCUUGAUCUCACCCUGUCUUGGCCGCGCGAGAGCUGGGUUUGAGAUUAAGAAAUUCGCCUUUCUGGAUAAAAUCAUCAUCAGAUACCACUUGAAAUAAAUAGACCACUCCUUCAACGUUUAAGUCGCUAUAAAGAUGAUAGGUAUUAUCCGAUGCACAUUCGCAACAGUUUCUUUCGUUUUGAUCACCAACAACUUUUAGCUUUACUGAAUUUCUUUGUAUUGCACAAUAUUUUAGUACAAUUAUCGUAAAUAAUAUGAACUAUCGUAAAAACCGUACUUGCUUGAAGGUAUAGUAAGGAGUUGGCGAGAAUAAUGACAGGGCCGUAGCUGUACUUUCAAAAUGGAGAUUGAGACAAAAGCUUUGUAUUGAAGAAGUAUUAAAGGGUAUUCUUUUUCUUUCAAUAUUACUCGAUCCACAUCCGCCUUGGUUUUCUUACUUCGUGAUCAUUCCUAUUUAUAUCUACUUUAUUUCUAUGCUGCAUGUUCUACAAUUUCAUGAUUUUAUUUUAGUAGUAUAUCCCAUCCUAGCUUGGUACGUCAAAUAAUUAGAACUCAAACAGAUGGUUUUGGAAAAAGAACAACUAACAAAUUAAACUGAAGAAAACAAUUACAAUGUACCAAAAAAUGGCCAUUAAACAACACAAAACAACAACAGCAAAAAAAAAACAAAAAACAAACAAAAUAAAACAAAAAAAAACAAAACAAAUAUUAAAAAAAGACGACAACAAAAAAGAAACAAACAGAAAAAACACACACAGAAAAAAAACCAAAAUAUAAAUAAAAAAAAUAGAAAAAAAAAGGUUUAACUAGCUGUGGUUUUGACUUGUUGUAUUGGCCAAUAUCAGUUAGCGUGAUAUUCUCAAGUUGUAAAAACUCGCUUGGAAGAUAAAGAUGGACAAACACCCCAUUCAUCACUGAGUGUGUGCAGUGUCUACACGCUUCCUAAUGAAUAAUUUAGUUCUAUCAGACAAUACAAAACGUUUGUCUCAAUCACCGUUGUGAGUCCAGCUACGACCCCUGACAGUAACUCCUUUAGGAAGUACAUUACGAUUUUGUUUUCUUCCGUUUCAUCCAUUUUUAGCUUUAAUUACUGCAUGUAUUUCGCUGAAAUAGUCAAAACUCUAGAUUGACCUGUUCCUCAAAUACUAAAGGCGCACGUAAAUUUUCAACAAAAACAACUACAACGAGCAAUAAAAAAUCAAUAAAAAAGAGCUAUAUGGUAAAAAAAAAAAAAAAAAAAAAAAAAAAAAAAAAAAAAAAAAAAAAAAAAAAAAAAAAAGCAAAAAGAAAAUAAAGAAAAACAACGACACACAUAAAAAAUAUAAUAAAAUGUGAACUGAAAACCAAAAAAAAAACUAAAAGCAAAACAAAAAACAAAAGAAAAAAUUUAAAAAAAGAAAAAAAUCGUUGUAGAACAAAUUCAAAUACAGCAAACUUGUUUUUACUGUUUGUUUAGACUAAGGCCUUAUCUCCACACAUAUUCGGUUAUUUUUCAAAGCGGAGAUUUUUCCUCUCAGUUUUCCAAAAACAGUACGCGUCCACACUUAGAAAUGUGAUCGAAAAACUUACAGGGCAUGCCCUGUACGAUGACUGUAUGAGAUCAUCGACAAAAACGAUAAGCCCGCGUUUUCAAAAAUCUCCACUUUAGAGAGUGGUUUUGAGUGCGUUUUUUCGGUGACCGUGUACAGCAGAUACGUGCAUGUAGACAGCAGGCCAAACGGGAGAAAAGAAAUCUCUGUUUUCGAAGAAAAUCGGAUAUGUGAGACGAGGCUAAUACUAGUUCGGACGAUAUUAUCACGUUGUAAAACUUUGCCCAUAGUAUCGCAAGGAGUUGUGUUAGAUUAAAAAGAUGUUAUGGAGUUUGAAUUGGUGUUGUGUUUUCUAGCUUUAAACAAACGUUGCUUGGAGCGGGUGAGAUGGUAAGAGCUUCAUUUCCCUUUUGAAGUUUAAAGCAAAGUGUCUCAACUUGUCUCAACUGCUUUUGUCCCUGCGGAUUGAAACUAAAAAAAAUGUCAUCAUUAUCUGCGGCUGUUAUGCCAUUCUCGACCCCAGUGCUGACGGGUUUGGGAAUGCGCAGAAGAGCCCUGGGUCGAAAUGGUUGUUAUGCUUGGUUUGCAGUCACAUGACAAGGGGGCCAUGUUGGUGGUCAAUACAAUAAACAAUGUUUUGAAGAAUUUAUAUGAAUAUUGUUUUUAGUUCCUAGUGGAGACAAACAAUUUUGUUUGUGAUCACCAACAUGGCCGCUGUGACGUUACGUGCAAACCAGCAAUGCAAUAGGUCACUUCAGAGUUCCAAGAACCCUCACUUUCAAAAUGAGGCCAAGUGCACAACCUUUCUUGUGAAAGUGAGUCUUAUUUGCAUGAGAAUGAUAAAUCAUUUUCAAAUCAAAGGUUAAGCACCUACCCUCGUUUUGAUACAGAGGCCAGGGGGAACUCGGAAAUGGCCUAUUACUUUUGAAUAUGAGCAGUACAAUAUUAUAGAGCGUUUUCACUUACGUGGCCAGCAUGAAUGCAAAUUUAUUGGAAGAAAUUAACAAUUAGUUCAUGCGUCAGCGUGCGUAUGUCGAGAUAUUGAGCACGCAGGAAGUUUGCAGAGCACGAAAGAGGCAUAAGAGUUGCUCGGGGCGCAGCUGAGAGCAACUCUAGCCUUUUAGUGCUCUUCAAACUUCCCAAGUGCUCAAUAUCUCGACAUACCCACUGCUGAGGCAUGAUCUAAUUGUUUUAUAUCAUUAUCAAAGCGAUCAACACAGCAGUUUACUUAAAAUUUUAUUACUGUAGGGCGCGCUCAAGGCAGUACGCUUCAAUGUUUAUGUUACGUAACUAUAUUUUUUUCUGAAACGGAGGGAAAGUGUAAUCUAAAAAGAUUGUCAAAUCCACAUUGAGGUGCCUAAAAACUAUUAAUUCAACGAAAAAUUAUUUUUGAGACAAAUAACUUUACAAAGAAUGAUUUCACGCCAUAGCCCGCACAGCUCGCGGAGAUGACAACAACAACGUAACAACAACAACACUCACCUCUUUUUCCAACUAUCGGGUUAGCAAAUUCAAAAGUUUUCUCUUAAAUGUCCUUAUAAAACACAUGGUAAACGCUUCAUCGUGUACUGCUGAGUUAUGGAUGCUCUCAGGAGACGUCUUGGCAGGAUUGCUAAGCUCACAGUAGCUUGAGGAAUGGUUUAUUGACGUCAUCAACGUGCUCAAUGGGAAUAUAUAGCAGGCUCGCGCUAUUGAAUUUGAUUAGGCAAAUUUUGUAGCUAUGUUUUAAAGAAAGCUUUUACAUAAGAAAAGAGUUCGACUCCCUCAGGAUUUUCUUGGUACACCAAUAUGGCUGCCGUUUCAUUGUUUUGGAACACCAAUAUGGCGGAUAUUGUUGGCCCAACAACGUUGGGAGUUGUUGCGUCCGUUUGCACACAGCUAAAAAUUUGACCAUUUUCAAACCUAAUCCGAAGACCGGUCAUUUUUUAAAUGAGAAAACACGAAACCAUUUCAUCUCAAGUACAGGCGACCCAAGCUCGGUGCAUAAAUUACCGCGAGUUUCUAUAUAGGUGGUUUUCACGUUACGUCAUCGCCGCCAUGCUGUGGACAGUAAACAAAAGAUUGCUCAUAAGCUCGUUUUGUUUGUCCACCAGCAUUUGUUCAUUUCACCAUUGUUAUUUGUGUCUCCCGAGAUUGCAUGAAAACCACCUAUUGCUUUGCAUAUUACGAACGUUUAAAAGACUUUAAAGAAAGAUAGGCAUAAAUGAAGAAAUAAAUUAUAUUUACGUACUUACUUGGGCCUGCUGUCGCUUUAAUUUUUUUGUGUGUAACCUGGGAUCAAUUCAGGGCCAAGCGGCUUGUUGUUUGUUCGGUGCUGUUUUCCUUCAUAAGGAAGGAAGACAGGUGACUGUGCAGUCUUAACUUACAAAUCUCUCCCGCGUCAAAGAACCGUGCACCGAUCGGCGAUUCACUGUCUUUUAUCUUUUCUCAUCGUCAUGGGUAUUGCGAUGUGUUUUUAGUAGGAAAAUGUUUUGAAAGUUUCUGGUUCUGAGCAAUCUGAGCAAUCGACUGACGUGCGCUCAGAAAACUCGAUAACUACGUGUUGCGCGGUAAACGCGAACAUUUUACGCCCUGCCUACGCGCAUCCUUAUUUGUUUGAGAACGCAAGUUUUUUCUCCGUUUUCAAAAAAAUUCGCGUCCACUCGUAGAGUUUUCGCAUAGUUUACGCCUGUUCACAUGUAUACCAUGAAUCGAUUUGAAAACGAUAACUUACCCGACUGCGCAUGCUUGACGCUUACGUGUUCGCCAUCAUGAGCCCGCGAAAUAAUAAGUGGCGCCAUCUUUAAAUUUCUUUGGUGUGGGUUUAUAUUGUUGUGAUGUUCUUGAAAGUCGCAGAAACAGUUUAAAAUGUCAAAAUCAGGACACUAAAACAAAGUCAAACUAAAGGGGGAUCCAACCUUCCGCAUCUUUACACCGGUAGCGAAAGUAACCUGAUAAUGUUCUGCCGCCCCCUGGAAUAAUCAGCUUGAAGAAUUAAAUUUGAAAACAAGCAAUUCGGUUAGAAAUAAGCCCAAGUGAAAGCCCAAGUAUGAAAGACAAGGAAGGGAUGCGCCCGUCCGCCAUCUUGAAUAAGUUUCUAAUAUUGUGCGGAGUGGAUUGGAACUGAUAGUGUGUCCUCAGCGUUUUCGAAAAAGUUCCGGUUUUCGUCUGUCCAUACGUACACAGAACAGAACUCACCGAUAUCUGACAAGAAAAAUUGGGUCCCCAAAUCGAAGUUUGGAUGCGUUAAAACUGCUCUAAAUGUAAAGAUACAAUAUCAGAGUCUGCAUUUGCGCAGAAAAAAAAUAAAAAAUCCUUGCGAAAACAAACGUAACUCAAUCGGCAAUCAAAAGUUCACUGUAAUUGUGUACUUCCUCCCACUGUUGCAGUUUUUAAGUUGUGUCCUCUAACUUAUAUUACCCCUUCAAGCCUUACUACUCAUGUAUGUUUCUAUUCAAUGCUGUUUUGUUUUUCUAUAGCCGCGGUACAGCGAAAUUCGCCUGGAGAAAAAAAGAGAAGCUCGGAGCCACCUAUAUGUGUGUCACUGAAAACACUCGAUUGCGCGCGCAAAUUUGUCAACAUUUGAAACUUAACUGUGUCAUACGCGCGCAUCUGUAUUCCUAACUGUAUUCACCAAACUCUGUGAAAUGCAGUUAGACUAGCCUGAAGUAAUCCUUUCCAUUUCUUAAAUUGGUUGUAAGCUCGGUGAAAUUCAUAAACCUUUGCCUUACAAUGAAAGAGAGGCGAAAGCGCGCGCGCGCAUUUUGGAAUAUGCCAUAUAUGUCAAUUCAAAGCCUUUAUGACGUCGAGUACUUCGUGAGUGUAGUAACUUGAUUGAGCUUUUUUGUACGACUGAGUUGUGUUUAUAUUCGGAGUUGUAAUUUGCGAUUUUUCGGGAUACAAGUUACACACAAAACGGAUACAAUGGCUUCUAUCAGGGAAGGUAUAAGUAGUUACAUUAUUUUAUCGGUUGUCCUCGAAUUAUACAAUUCUGGUGGAAAAACUAUUGACUAUUUUCCCAUUCAUUUGAUUUUGUAAGUAAAUAUUUCCCAUUGCAAUAAUUAAUCCACUUAAAUGCGUUUUGGUUUCUCAGCUGAUCAGAUAGAACCUGGUGAAGUAUUUCCUUACUGGGACCCUCUUGAACCAGGAGAAAUCCGGCGUUACUAUGGAGUUCAGGUAAUUGAUUAUUUGUAAAGCGAAACCCGGUUCGUUAAAAACGUUGUCCCCAGGGUUCUCUCCUCCCGGUCCCAAUCUCGCUCCGCAGGUAGGGGGUAGCAAAGGACGUUGGGAACGGGCUUGGUUCGUAAAAAGUACGUUGGGAUAGCGUUUUAUAUUUUCGUUGCUCUGAGCUGAGGAAAGCCAUUUAUUAGAUCAUGGAUCCCCUAUUAUAUUCUCAGUUAGCAGAUCAAGCCAAGGAGGUCUUUUAUCAAAGAAACCACAAAUUUGAGCAAGUAGGAAACUUAACAAGUCGAAAGACAUUCUACGCUAAAAUUUCGAUCAUAUUUUCUACUAGAAGAUAUAUUAAAAGAUUAUUGCAUUGCUGACAGUGGGAAUGUCAAAGUUUUCCGUCUGAAGUAUUGACUUUUUUUUCUAGCCCGUUUCCGUUCAGUACCAACAGUUUCAGUAUCCUGUUGUUCAACAAGCUUGGGCUGGAGGAAUUCAACUGCAGCCUAGUCAGGGCACAUUUAUGUAAGUUUUUAUCUUUUAUUCAUCUAACCAUAAGCCUUUUACGCAAAAUGUCCUCCAUGGUCUGCUGUCGACAGGUAACACUCCUAGUAAAUUUACGGGAUUGGUUCAAGCAGAAAAAAAUUGUUCACAUAAGUCCCUGAUUGCUGUUAGUUUUCACUUAAGCUAAAACAUUAUUUUGUCACACAGGCAACCAUGCUGGACUACGACUGCAUCACAACAACAACAUGCAGCUCAACAGCACUUUGCCACAAUUCAUGCGCAGCAGUAUGCAACACAACAUCUGCAAGUUGCGACACAGCAGCAGUGUGCGACACAACAUCAGCAAGUUGCCACGCAAAGGCAGCAAGUUGCGACAAAACAGCAGAAAGUUGCGACACGACAGCAGAAAGUUACAAAACAACAGCAGAAAACUGGGAGACAGCAGCUAGAAGCGGAAAACCAAGAACAAGAUGAAAACACCGGGACGACCAAGACUAUUCAACAACGUCUUAAGUAGGUUUUACUCAGUUUCGCAACCGAUUUAUAAAGUGUGCAAUGACCUUGUUACAAAAUACAUUAUCUUAAUUAUAUCAGUUUGUAGUUAACACAUUCCCGAAAUUAAUUUGUCUCAGUAACGUCUAACUGCUUGAAGUUCUAAUGAAAUUUACAUCUGAGAGUGGCAAGACUCCUUUUUUUUAUCAAAAAGGGAUUUAAUGUUUCAAUCCUUUGUGCAAAACCUGUUAAGAAUACAUUUGAUUCUGGGCUCCAUUUCCAUGCAAUUCCACCCUUUAGCAUACGAUGAAGUCGAACUCGGGCGCACAAAGGAUAAUUAAUUAAACCUAAUGUACGUGAUCUGCUAUUGCUUUACACAGGGAUAUACAAGAAACUCUGCGCAAAGAAAGAGAGGAAUUCUCUCUGAAAUUGAAACGGCAAUCAAGAAGAGUGCGUGAUCUUGAAAUCAAAGACAAUCAUCAACAAAAUGAGGUAAGAUUUGCGCCGAGAUCAGUUACGAAGCAUGGAGAAUCCAGCAAAGUCUUUUGACAGGGCGCUCACUGCCUUCCAUUCCAAGAGAAGUAAAUAAUAUUGCUGUAUUUAGUCAAUUCUGUGAUACAGGCAUUACUAAGUGCCUUUAGCCAUACAAAUAUACGACUGUGGAAGAAGAUUAUCAAACCAAAAAAACGCUCUUCUUGCAGGUUGAACUGUUUUUUUAAUAGCGAACAUGGACUUCAAAAAAAACCUAAUUUUAAUUUUGGGGAACCAUUUUGUCCUCAGUGGAAAAAAACUAGAGUAGCAACGAGAAAAACAGUGCGCGGACAUACUUAUUUACUAUAUAGUUUUAAUAGUGAGUGAAUGACCAGAUUUAUUUCUUAUACAUUUCACGCAGAUCAAGGAACAGACAAAAGCAAGAGAGAUUGCCGAGGACAUGUAAGACUUUUUAUCAAUGCCGUACUAUUUCGAUUUACUUUAAUGAAAAUUUUAUGUGAGAUCUUGAAUGAAAAUCGUCUUUACUGACAGCAGCGAUUUUUUUUCUUUCCUCAAUUCAAGGUGGAAAAAAACCGAGGAGGAGAAGAGUGCUUUAGAUGCCAUGAAGCAAUCGCUGGAGAAAGAAGGCGGCAAAAUCAAUCGAGUUCUCUUGGUAAAUUUUAUAUUAAGCUGAGCAUGGCUUUCUUAAAGGGGACCUUGGCUCGAAGAUGUUGCUGGUUGAGGUCAAUUCCGCGCUGAACUCAUGACUUAGCGCUUUUACUCCUCCUACACAAAAUGCUCCUUUAGAGUUAUGAAGAAGAUACAAAACGAAUUUAAUCACGAGGGCACUAAACAUAAUAAUUUCCCGAUGGUUUUUGCUGGCAUAGCAUUAUAACUUGAGAACGUUGGCCCAACGUUUUCAAGUUUUACUGAUCCAUGCUAGUCCUUGCCAUCUUUAGAAACAGACGACAGGAAACAGUUUCAAUGCCUAAAUAUAGUCUUACAUAACAAAAGGAACUCGACUGAUGCGAAGACAAGUUUUAGCUUUUAAAAAGAUAGCAAAUGGCUUGACACUAGCCCCAUAUGAGGCAUCCAUUGUUAUAAGAAAGUCCAACCUAAUCUAAAUUUCAUCAAUUUCUUAGAAAAAAGAACGCGAACUUUCGAAAGCGCAGGAAAGGAUCCUUAAAUUGGAAGCUGAUUAUGAAGCUGUAAGGAGCAAGCUCGUGAACACAGAUGAAUUAUCUCAGGAAAUUGCCUCGAUUCGGGCCCUCUAUAAAGAGGUGAGUAGACUGAUCCGAACGCUACCUCUAUGCUAUGGUUUCCACAGGACGUGGUAAGUAAGUAAGUAAGUAAGUAAGUAAGUGAGUGAGUGAGUGAGUGAGUGAGUGAGUGAGUGAGUAAGUAAGUAAGUAAGUGAGUAAAGGCUAUAUUUUAAGAGGGCAGUACUUAAAAGCCAUAGGCUAAUAAACUUAUGGCCUUCAUAAAAACAAUUUAAGAACAAAAAGUACAAUAAAGUAUCUCAAGAAUAUCAAAUACAAUUCUUUUAUAAAAAAGUCUAUUAUUUGUAGCUAUUUACCGCUGACAAGUUCCUGACAUUGCGAAAGGUUAUGAACUAGAGAUCAGUAAAUAAGCGGUUUUUUUUAGAUUUUAGUCGACCAAUCAAAAACCAAGAUAUUCAUCGAUCCAAGAAUUUGUUGGAAACCUGUCAAAAACCUGUUAAACUACCUAAAAUAGCACAGACCUUAUCUUAAUGAGACUCCUCGGCAUUUCAUUCAUGACUGAUAAACACAACAGGUUAUGACGUCAUCAGCGUUAAUGUAUUCCUCCGCUAGUUAAUGAAAAUCUUCCAUAAAAAGGUUCAACAGGUCCCUAUUAUUUUACUCAUAUGCGUGUUUAUAGCAACCUGUUUAAAUUAAUUCUAAAGAACCCGGGGAACGUGUCUAAAACACAUUUCUAAAAAGGACCGAGAGUGUUACCGUUGGCUUACCUGCUGAUUUUGUUUAUUUUUUCUUUUUGCGAUGCAAAGUUGGAAGAACAGCUGCGAGUUAAAGAACUGUAAGUACUUUAUCUUUUAUUUUGCUUUUAGAAGUAGUAAUUUUACCAAUAAUAUUCCCCCCACUGGUGAGGACCAGAAUGAAGGCUUUUUGGAAUACAGGGUAUAAAAAGGCCAAACAUCGUUUAAAGGUCAAAGAUAACUUUAGAAUAAAAUUAAAGGUAAAAAAAAUUAACAAAAUUGAUACCAAGAAAAUAAAGGACGGCACCCCUCUGAGUGAAUUUAUUAUAUCUCAUCUAUCUUAUUGGUUUUAACUAUUACCUGACUUGUAACCUAUUUAGCAAUUGGUGAAUGAGGCUGAGUAGGAUAUGAAGAAUUAAGCGAUCAAGGAGGGUGUUUGCCACCGAUGCCAAAGGCCGAGGUGGAUAACACCCUCCGAGGUCUGCUUAAUUCUUCAAAUUCUAUGAAAGCCGAAUUCAUUAAUUCCUUCAUUAUUCAUUCAAAAUAAUUCUUAGUUUAAAAACAUAGCUAAAACAUGCUUACCUGUAUCGAUGUUAAGUUCAUUUGCGAUAGUGUACGUUUCGGUUUGUCCAGCUCCGCAAAUAUUCUGCAAAUAGUCGCCCUCCGAGUUGUCUUCUUGCUGUUUUUGCCAUGUUUUAGCUAUUAUUUCGCCUAGUUCCAGCUGUAGUUCUUACUCUUGAAACGAGUGAAAUGUCCGCCAUUUUUUUUCAGAACCAAAACAACUCAACUUCGUCCCCAGGUCUUAUCUGUAACUGUGUCUUAACCUGUAGCAGUCUUCAUUUUUGACCUCAUUUCCUCAUCAGUAACUGGUUAUGGUGAAUUAUGCGCGUGCUUUUAGCCAGUCAGAAUUGGGGGAAAUAUUUUGAAUGAAUAAUAAAUACAACAUUUAAUCCCUCCUCCCCAAGGUCUCCUUAGCGUCAUUAAAAGGAACCGCAAUAACUGAUGAUUUCUUUAAAUUGUUUCAUUUUAGCACUGCUUCAAAGACCAUAAACGGACUGAAAGAUAAGGUAUCUUGUCUCUAGCUUGAACACUUUGAAUAUGGCUGAAACAAACAAACAAAAAAAAGAAUUGUCUCAUAGGAUAGGCCUCAAUCAAAAGAUACAGCUUUUCUUCUGUGAACUGGUUUCUUGUUCUUUUUUCAGACGUGAUUUUCUGUAGUACUUGUCAUCUUAGUACUCCACAAUGAAGAGAACGAUUUAAUAACUGAGCUUUCGACCUCAACUGAGUCUUGUUCACUUCUGCGCCGGCAGGUGUCAUGUCCAGCGCAUAAAGUGCAACGAUUGAUGAAUCUACACAAGUCUAUUAGCUUGUUAUAGUAAGGCAGAAGAAUUAUAGAAAAUCAUCUUUAGUAUAAACUACUAACGAAAGUUGUUUUUUUUAAAUUGCAGGUCGCCUUUUACAAGUCAUCUUACCAGAAAACCAACAAAGAGUAAGUAAGACAAUCUUACAACAUGUAGGUAGAAAAAAAUCUUUAAAGCCUCUUUUCUUGUAUAAUUACGUUAACUUUUAAAGAAACUUCCUGAAUGGAAGGGCUUUAUAGUUCGAGAUAACACAAGGCACAAGAGGCACAAGAAACAUCGGUCUGCAUGCUGAACGUAUUUAGAUCUUGGAUGACCGAGUUCAAAAAUAAUAAUAAUAAUAAUAAUAAUAAUGGCUUUAUUAAGCAUUUCUAGUAGGUGACUCUUCAUCAUCUAACCCUAACCCUAACCUUCGUAGAAUUACAGAUUAUUGAUUUCUUGCUCCCGUUAACGUUUGAUUUGUGUGAAAUCAGGAGCUUUUGGCGUUGCUUUCGUUCCCGUUGGCCGCCGGCCGGAGAAACCGAGAGAAUCAAAGAGAAGCGCUAUGAUGCCGGAGCUUCCAUGAGCUCAGAUAAUCGUGAAAGAAAUACCAUAAACUGCCGCUAAUAACCCCCUUCCCCCAAUUUGCUAUUCAGUCUUUCUAAAUAUCAUGAUGUCUUUUUAUUUUCUUUCAGUUUAGGCAUUGCUAAUCAAGAGAAACGUUCCUUGGCCCAACGUUGUGAGUUAUGGAAGAACAAAUUUAAGAAAAGCUCUCAGGAAAAAGAUCUGGUUUGUGAAGUUGCAGAGAAAGACAAAGCCGUUCUUUCUAGGAAGAUCAAGGCACUUAAAACCAAAUGCAUUAACAGAAAAAAGAUCAUUCAGGUAAAAGAAUGAAAGCUUGAUAUAUUUAAUUGAAAAAAUAUAGCUUCAUUUGUGACUGCAAAUGCAGUGGCCCUGUUAACGUAGCUAUAAAAGACUGCAAUUUAGUCGAUUAGUUAGCUCUACUCAGUCGCAAGGCUGGCAGUACAGUCUAAGAGCCUUUAAAGACUUUUUAAAAAGAGUUGACCACACAUGGAUAGCAUUUGAAAUCUACUUCAAGAAAGUAAACAUUUGACAUUUGUGGCAAUCUUUGAGGCAAUCUUUGAUGUGAUAACUUUUCUUUGAAUUAUCAGAAAACAACCAUGCUUUUUAUUGUAAAUGGGUAAUUGACCAAUUGGAGCGCUCGGUUUACCUUGUGAAAUUAAUUGAAACUAUUUGUCCUUUGCAUGAGGGAAAUAGCGAUGUACAAACCUAAGAUGACCUCACCAUGAACUAGAGGAAAUUAAAAGAAGCUUAUUAAUUUUUUUAGUCUAACCUUGCUCCUGAUCUUAGCUCAUCCCUUCUCUUUUGUUUCAUUCUUUAGACUGAGAAGGCAGCAAAGACUGAAUUGCUAGAGUGAGUAACUCGGCUUGCCAACUUUUAGUUGUCACUAUAAAAUACGGUCUACAGCAAUUACAGAAAUUUUUAUGACAAGAACUGGGAUAAUUUAGACCUUAAAUUAGAGCUAAGAGUGCAUGUUUUAAAAGAAAACUCUUCUGCUGUAGUCUAGAGGGCAUCCACGCUACAAAUCGGCCACUUCCGGCUUUUUCUAAAACGUUUUCUGCAAUUAUUAGAUAAUCAACGAUUUACGACUAAAAUUCCAGAGGUGGGAGAUCGAUUAUGAUGAUUGUAGUACUCUGCAGACAUAUACCACACCGGUGACGACGGCCUGUUGGAGUCGUAAAUAGAAGGAUAUAGGAUUUCACUGAUGAUCUAUGGUGAAAACAGCCUUUCGAUUCCAUUUACAACGCCGUUGUAGGAAAAACAAAGGUUGUUGAUGUUUUUUUAAAAUAAAUAGGCUAAUUUUCGAGGACAUAACUAGCUCUAAAAUCUAAAAUUCCUACAUGUAUUUUAUUCGUACACAAAAUUAAAGGUUGCCCGCAACUCCGAUCCCACAGGUAUGUAAGUUUGACCGUUAGGGUUCUGGGUGCAAAAUGUUUCAAGACUAGUGCAAGUCCAAGUCCAACACGUGGGAAAUAAUAUUAUUCAGUCUUUAAAUGUUUAACAUCUACCCUUUUAUAGAAAUAAUGCGAAUCUCAGGAGAGAAUUAGCGGCAUUUAAGAAGCAAAACGUUCUCCUCAUGCAAGAAGUUGAUUUCCUCAAAGAACAGGUUGGUAAAUAAAAAUUUUAUACUUGUUUUUAAUUUUUUUUUCGAAAGAUUUUCUUCGGGAGAAUUUCCCAGUUUAACAAUAGGGAGCUUAAGCAACGACGACGGCAACAGCAGCGAGAACGGCAAAAAGCUAAGCAAUAGAACACGCUGUUUAGAUUGGCAAAACAACAACUUUGCACGCGUAUCACGCUUCUUUUGUACAUUUUUUGUCGUCUUUACACGACUACAACGACUACAACGUUAAAGUGCCUAAAUCCGCGUUUUCUCGAGGACAGUAACACAAGACAACAAUUUUUUUUUCCUUUUCCUGAACUUUGAUACAGUCCUUUAGAAUUCAACUCUAAAGACUUUUGUCAACAUUUGAUGAGAUGGAAUAAGCGCGAUAAAGUUUGAAGCAGCGUCAAGAAAUGGUAGAUUACGGUUUUUGAAUUAUUGAUUGAAAUUGUUCUGUAUCUUUCAGAAUUACAAUCUGCGAUACUAUGGAGGAGUAGUUGGAAGAUUCCGAAGAAUGAAACGCUUUAUCGUAAAUACUUUUCAACGAUUUUCAUUAUAA
This is a messenger RNA of Porites lobata, 24384 nucleotides long. NCBI's taxonomy places the organism in Eukaryota, Metazoa, Cnidaria, Anthozoa, Scleractinia, Poritidae. The record is from the annotation of a GenBank genome assembly.